Messenger RNA from Xyrauchen texanus (razorback sucker), 4180 nucleotides. RefSeq names its product NACHT, LRR and PYD domains-containing protein 3-like. The coding region runs from base 175 to 2268 and encodes 697 amino acids. The transcript has 6 exons. The record is from RefSeq and is a predicted model, not a curated record. NCBI's taxonomy places the organism in Eukaryota, Metazoa, Chordata, Actinopteri, Cypriniformes, Catostomidae. Gene Ontology annotation, molecular function: protein binding.
CUGCUUCCUUCUGCUCUGCUCUGGAUCACCUCUCGACCAGCAGCAGCCAAUCAGAUUCCUCCUGAGUGUGUUGACCAGCUCACAGAUGUACGAGGCUUCAAUGACCCUCAGAAGGGCGAGUAUUUCAGGAAGAGAAUAAAAGAUGAGCGUCUGGCCAACAGAAUCAUCACACACAUGAAAUCAUCAAGAAGCCUGUACAUCAUGUGUCACAUACCAGUCUUCUGUUGGAUUUCAGCCACUGUUCUCCAGAGACUGUUGAGUGAAGCAGAGAGUGCAGAGAUCCCCAAGACUCUCACUCAAAUGUUCACACACUUCCUGAUCUUUCAGAGCAAACUGAAGAGCCAGAAGUAUGAUGGGAAAUGUGAGGUGGAUCUUCAGCAGGCUAGAAAGAGGAUUCUGUCUUUGGGAAAACUGGCUUUUCAACAGCUGGAAAAAGGGAACCUGAUCUUCUAUGAGGAGGACCUGAGAGAGUGUGGCAUUGAUGUCACAGAAGCGUCAGUGUACUCAGGAGUUUGUACCCAAAUCUUCAGAGAGGAGUUUGGACUGCACCUGGGGAAGGUGUUCAGCUUUGUGCAUCUGAGCUUUCAGGAGUUUCUCGCUGCUUUAUAUGCUAUUCUUUCCUUUUCUCAACAGAAAUCAGGUCUCUUCAGUAUGUUUAAGUCAUCUAUGAUUGAUUUCCUGAAGAGUGAAGUGGACAAAUCUUUACAGAGUGAGAACGGACACCUGGACCUUUUCCUUCGAUUCCUUCUGGGUCUCUCACUGAAGUCCAAUCAGACAAUCUUACUAGACCUACUGAGACAGAGAGGAAGCAGCUCUGACAGCAAACAGGAAAUAGUUAAGUACAUUAAGAUGAAGAUCAGGGAGAAUCCCUCUCCAGAGAAAUCCAUCAAUCUGUUCCACUGUCUGAAUGAACUCGAUGAUCAUUCUCUAGUGCAGGAAGUACAAACAUACGUGAACAGAAGAGAUAUCAAUCGUCUUUCUGGAGUCAGUCUCUCUCCUGCUCAGUGGUCAGCUCUGGUGUUUGUGUUGCUGAACUCAGAAGAGGAGCUGGAUCAGUUUAAUCUGAGGAAAUAUGAUCCAUCAUAUGAAUGUCUUCUGAGGCUGCUGCCGGUGAUCAAAGCAUCCAGAAAAGCUGAUUUGAUGGGCUGCGAUCUGACAGACCAAAGUUGUUCAGCACUGGCCUCAGUCCUCAGCUCAAACUCCUCAAGUCUGAGAGAGCUGGACCUGAGUAACAAUGACCUGCAGGAUUCAGGAGUGAAGCUGCUCUCUGAUGCACUAAAUAGUCCUCACUGUACACUGGAAAUACUGAGAUUUGCAGCUUGUAGAUUCACUGAUCAGUGCUGUGAAAGUUUGUCUUCAGUUCUACAAUCAUCAAAAUCCCUUAGAGAGCUGGACAUGAGUAACAAUGAUCUGCAGGAUUCAGGAGUGAAGCUGCUCUCUGAUGCACUGAAGAGUCCUCACUGUACACUGGAAAUACUGAGAUUAUCUGGCUGUAUGGUGACAGAGGAAGGCUGUUGUUCUGUGGCAUCAGCUCUGAGAUCAAAUCUCUCACGCCUGAAAGAGCUGGAUCUGAGCUACAAUCACCCAGGAGAAUCAGGAGUCAGGCUGCUCUCUGAAAGACUCAACGAUCCAAACUGCACACUGGACAAACUUAAUGUGGAUCAUGGAGGAGAGUUCAGGAUUACAGCAGGACCACGCAAAUGGGUCUGUGAUCUCACACUGGAUUCAAACACAGUAAACACUAAACUCAUUCUGUCUGAGGGGAACAGGAAGGUGACACAUGUGAGAGAGCGUCAGUCAUAUCCUGAUCAUCCAGAGAGAUUUGAUGAUCGUCCUCAGGUUCUGUGUAGAGAGAGUCUGACUGGACGCUGUUACUGGGAGACUCAAUGGAGUGGAGUUGGUGCUGUUAUAUCAGUGUCAUAUAAAGAAAUCAGCAGGAAAGGAAAGAGUGAUGACUGUGUGUUUGGACUCAAUGUAAACUCCUGGAGUCUGUUCUGCUUUAAUAACAGAUUCACUGUCUGUCACAAUAAUAACAGAACUGACAUACGUCCCCCUUCACACGACUGUAAGAGAGUAGGAGUGUAUGUGGACUGUCCGGCCGGCACUCUGUCCUUCUACAGCGUCUCUGACACACACACACUCACACACUUACACACAUUCAUCAGCACAUUCACUCGACCCCUCUAUGCUGGAUUUAGAGUUUAUCGUGAUUUCUCAGUGUGUGUGUGUGAAAUUGAUCAUCAGAGACACACACACACAACUGGAUGAGUGAAAUAUACUCACUGUAUCUCACAUCAACACAACUCCAAACUCUUUCUAGAAAUCAUUUCAUCAAUGAAACUGAUUGAAUUCAAUACAAUGACAGUACUUUGUGUCUCACUGUGAUGUGAUUGAACUUAUUUACUAUCAGAUUCAAUAAUAAAAAUAAUGAUUUUAAAAUCCCAAAUACUUCAAAUGAAUAAAUGAGUCUAUAUAUGAACUCUUUAUUAAACACACGGCACAUUCAGAUACUCAUUGUUUUAUUUAUACUAAAUAAACAUUUACAAAUACAGAAUUCUUGUGAUUUUUCUACAGUAUAUAAAUCUUAAUACUUAACAGACAAUUCUAGAAAAAACAGCUUCACACUUUUGCAUUCAUAAAUGGAUUUAUAAGAACUAAUUACAGGAUCAUUUAAAGUUGGUGUAAAUUUGACAGAUUUGAAGAGUUCACUCAUUGAUAAAAGUCAAAUGCUGUCAUCAUACACACACCCUCAUGUUGUUCUGAACCUUACACAUUUUUAUUCUGUGACACACAAAAGGAAAUAUACUGGUAGAACAUUAGAGACUGACAUUCUCAGUCACCAUUUACUUUCAUUGCAUCUUUCUUUUCAAUUGAAGUGAUUGACUGAAAUUCAAUAUUGCAAAAGCUUCUGUUGUUUUAUCCAAAGCGCUUAUUACAGGGACAAUAAGAGAAUAAUUUACUGUAAAAAAUUACAUGUGCUCUCGUUCUUUUUACCAUUAAUUAUACAGGAAAAUCUUUUUACAUUUAAAUAAUUACAUUUUUACAUAAUUUUAUUGUAAAAAUUACUGUAUUGUCUUUUAAAAUAUAUGAAAACAUUUGACUGUAUAUUUCACAGUUAAUAUUUGAUAAUCAAUGAACAUUUUAUUUCUGUAGCAUUUUUACAGUAUUUUACUGUUUAAAUUACUGACAUUUUUUACAGUUUAAAGGCUCUUUUUCUUUUAAUUGUAAAUGUUUUUUUGAGUUUGCACAGUGUCUGUUCUGCAAAUGCUCUAUACCGUGUUUAUGGUCCAGAUAUGAUGUUGUCAUGCAGCAGAGUGCGGCAAGAGCUCGAAGUCUUGAGAACAGAUUGUUUUAAAGGAAUAGUUUUUAUUGUGUUGUUCUUAAAGAGUUUCAGCUGUUUAUUACACAAAUAAACAGUUAAGUGUGUUAUUUGAACUAGAUAAAUGAUGUUGAGUUUACUUAAAGAGAAUGUGGACACCGAUUGUAGUAUUUUAAGUGUACACAACUUAAAGUGACACAGUAAACUCAUGUUGAGAUUAGUGCUAUUUCAGAAGUAAACUGAACGAAUUGUAUUAAUUUUAAGUUCAUUGACUUAAUAGAGUAAUCUUACUAAUAAAUCAUUUGUAAGGUUACUAAUUCAUUUAUAGUAAUUAAUAAAAAACAAGCAAGUAAAGUUAACUAGAAAUGUACUAUUAAGUUUAAUAAUAAGUUUACAUUACUUAAAUAGGAACGUUAAUAUAACUUCAUUUUAGUAAGUUUGCUUUGCAGAAAUAAUGCAAUCGGUUUCCUUCAUUUUGAAGUGAACUGAACAUGUAAACUUUUACAGUGUUUGCAGGAAACACAUGUAAAAUACUGUCUUGUGUAAGACGAUGUCAUGUUUAAAGUAUAUUGUACAAAGUCUGGCUAAGUAAUAACAGUUUGAUAUUGAAGAGAAGCAAUUUGUAGUAUUUGGAAUAAGCCAAAAGUGUUACGGAGCAUUUACUUUUACUCAAAUAUAAUACACUUAUGAUAUAUUUCUUGUAUGUUUCAAAGACACUCACAAUUAAUUUGUAAAGUACUUGUAACACAAAUAAAGUACACUUUAAUAUCACUAAUCAAGCCUGUAAUUACCCCACACUGACAUAUACUUAAAAUAACCAAAUGAGUGUUCACUGGAAAAUAAUAAAGCAAACAAACGAUU